AUGAAUUUUGCAAAACUCAACGACUCGCCCAUGUUCCGACAACAGCUCCAGUGCAUGGAAGAAAGUUCAGAGUCGUUACGCUCGAGAUGUUGGAAGUUCUACAAAGGAUGUCGAAAGUACACGGAAGGGCUUGGAGGGGCAUAUGAUGGAGACAUUGCAUUUGCAAGUGCCCUUGAAAGUUUUGGAGGAGGGCAUAAUGAUCCUCUAUUUGUAACUUUGGGGGGACCUGUUAUGACCAAAUUUGCUAUUGCUAUGAGAGAAAUUAGUACAUACAAGGAACUUCUUCGGUCACAGGUGGAGCACAUGCUGAAUGACCGGUUACUGAACAUUCUAAAUGUCGAAAUCCUUGAUGUCAAGGAAGCUCGAAGACGUUUUGACAAAGCAUCCCUCGUACAUGAUCAGGCACGUGAGAAGUUUAUGUCAUUGAGAAAAAGCACUAGGAUGGAUAUUGCUGCUGUUGUAGAAGAGGAAAUGCACAAUGCAAGAACCGCAUUUGAAGAAGCUCGAUUCAAUUUGGUAGGGGCUCUUCAUAAUGUUGAGGCCAAGAAGAGAUUUGAAUUUUUGGAGGCUGUCACUGGAGUUAUGGAUGCUCAUCUUCGAUAUUAUCGACAGGGAUAUCAGCUAUUACAUGAUCUAGAGCCUUUCAUUAUUGAGGUUUUGGCUUAUGCACAAAAAGCAAGAGAAAGUUACAAUGAGGAGCAGAUUUCUCUUUGUGAAAGAAUGUUAGAGUACAAAAAACAAGUUCAUCAUCAAAGUAUGAUGUCCUUGAAUGGCCCUUAUACUUCUCCAGGUAAAGAUAGAGCUCAAGUGCAACCUUUUUCUAGGAUAUCAAAUGAAGUGGUAGAUGCUGUAACAGAAUCUGCUGCAAAUGGAAAGGUCCAAAUCAUUCGACAAGGGUAUCUUUCAAAACGAUCCUCCAACUUAAGGGGUGACUGGAAGAGAAGGUAUUUUGUUCUUGACAGUCGCGGAAUGCUUUACUACUACCGUAAACCCUGGAAUGGGUUACAUGUAACAUCUUUACAAAAGACUUGUGCUGCUGACAAUAGUGCUGGGAUUCUGAGUCGAUUGCUUUCUUCACAUAACCAUGGAGUUGUCCCUGAUGAAAAAUCCGUAGCACGUCAUAUAGUGAACCUAUUGAUAUCAACAAUCAAGAUUGAUGCUGAACAAUCAGAUUUAAGGUUUUGCUUCAGGAUUAUUUCACCAACAAAGAGUUAUACAUUGCAGGCAGAAAAUGCCCUGGACCAGAUGGAUUGGAUGGAAAAGAUAACUGGUGUAAUUGCCUCCUUGUUGAGUGUACAUACACUGGAUAAGGUACAUACUUCUUCAGAUGACUCAGAAAGCGGCGAUUGUUACUCUGCUAGCAAGAUUGAUUCCUUACAAAGUUCUCCAGAUGAUGAUCAUGCAUCAAGUGGAGAUUCUGCAUCUGAAACCUUGCAAAAGACCAAGAACAUUAUAAAAAUUGGAAAGCCAAUUGAUGUUCUUAGAAAGGUUAGCGGGAAUGACAAAUGUGCUGAUUGUGGUAACCCUGACCCAGAUUGGGCAUCCUUAAACCUUGGCAUCCUUAUAUGCAUUGAAUGUUCUGGUGUUCACCGUAACCUUGGUGUACAUGUAUCAAAAGCUUUCUUUUUUUCACUCCUCGUACGUGCAAUUAAGGUGGAGUUAAAACAUUUUUUUCCCCAGGUAAGAUCGCUGACACUUGAUGUGAAAGUAUGGGAUUCCUCUGUCUUAACCAUGUUUCAGUCACUAGGGAAUCUCUUUGCAAACUCAGUUUGGGAGGAGCUGUUGCAUUCAACAAGUACUUCACAAACUGAUGACACUCCAGACGGUUCAUCCAAGGUACCCAAAAAGUUAUUUCACGCAAGAAAACCAGCACAUGAUGAUCCUAUUUCACUGAAGGAGAGAUUCAUUUUUGCAAAGUAUUCUGAGAAAAUAUUUGUUCGGCGGGUGACAAAAAACAACCGUCUCCUUUCGGCAGCACAACAGGUAGCAGCAAGCAUCUGUGCCAAUGACAAGAAAGCAGUGUACCGACGCAUUGUCAAGUCAGAUGUCGAUGUCAAUCUUGUUAGUGGGGAAGCAUUAUAUGGCUUUUCUUCCAACAUGCCUUCUUCAACUAAUUCGAACAUAUCAUCUCAAAGUAAGAUUGAAAUAAUGGAAGACUUCCAAGAUGGUUCUACUGCGCUUCACCUGGCAUGCCUAACUGGUGAUGCUGCAAUGGUAGAACUGCUCCUACAACAUGGCGCAGAUGUAAAUGCUAUUGAUUCAAGAGGUCGAACACCACUGCAUUACUGCAUUAUGAGGGGAAAGAAUGCAGCUGCAAAAGUGCUUAUUACAAGGGGUGCCAAUCCAGCUGCCGAAGACGAAGAAGGCAACACUCCUCUUAAGCUUGCAUCAGAACCUGACACUAUUAGCAAAGGCAUUCUUGCUCUCUUAAGCAGAUGA
This is a messenger RNA of Abrus precatorius (Indian licorice), 2439 nucleotides long. Its product is annotated as ADP-ribosylation factor GTPase-activating protein AGD1-like. Gene Ontology annotation, cellular component: cytoplasm. The record is from RefSeq and is a predicted model, not a curated record. The transcript is spliced from 20 exons. Gene Ontology annotation, molecular function: protein binding; GTPase activator activity. Bases 1 to 2439 code for a protein of 812 amino acids. NCBI's taxonomy places the organism in Eukaryota, Viridiplantae, Streptophyta, Magnoliopsida, Fabales, Fabaceae.